ACAUUUUGGAAGGAUCGGCAGGCCUAUCUUCUGGCUGGGUACUUGCUGCCAACCUCUUGCUCCAAGGCUUGCUCAUCAAUGAAAGCUGUUUCCUGACACACUUACCACUGACGGUGAAUUCUCCUUUUUACCCGAAGAGAAUUUCAGUGGGGAGAGAAUCAACCAGAAAAGGACGUGUGGCUAUUCAUAUCUUAAUCAUAGACAAGAAGAAGGGAGGCAAAUUCCAGCCUUUCAAGAGAUUGUUUGCCAAGAGGAAAAAGAAAGACGCACCCCUGUCCGGGGAGGAAUCUUCGGGGAAGAAGCGUUCCGCCCGCCAGAGUGUCAGCAAUGGGACCCUCUCCUCAGAUGAGGAGACCCUGGAGGGCAAUCUAAGGUCCUUCGGCGGUACUAUGGGAACUCGGGCGUUUUCCCAUGACAGCAUUUUCAUCCCUGAUGGGGGAGCGGAGACUGAGCAGACAGUUCAAGCAAUGUCACAGGACAACAUCCUGGGCAAAGUCAAGGCUCUUCAGCAACAGUUGGGCAAGAACAUCAAGUUUGGGCAGCCGCCACCCAACGCCAUUCCCAUGAAGAAGGCAGACAGCGGAGACGCUGGUUUGGAAGAGGACCUGUUCCUGACCAGCCCCAUAGAAAUUGUGACUCACCAGGACCUCGUCCUCUCCGACACGGAGAACAAAUCCAGUGAUGCGCCAAGUUCUCUCAGUCCUUUGACUCUGUCUGCAGCCGGAAAUGAGAUGGAGGAGAAGGUUGCCCCCGUGAAACCGUCUCGGCCAAAAAGGCACUUCUCUUCUGCCGGCACCAUUGAAAGUGUCAACCUAGACGCCAUCCCGCUGGCCAUUGCUCGCCUGGACAACAGUGCCGCCAAGCACAAACUGUCCGUCAAGCCAAAAAAGCAGAGGGUGUCAAAGAAGCACAGGCGACUUGUCCUGGAUGGACAAAAUGAGUACGCAGGCCUGGUGAGCCAGGCGCCCCUGGACCAGAACGGCCACCCCGGGGAAGACAAGCAGAUGUGGCUGGAAGAGGAACCAGAGCCACUGGAUUCUGAGGAGGAGAAAAGACGCCAGGAAGAAUACUGGCAAGAGCUUGAGGCCAAGUGCAAACGGCAAAAGGCCGAGGCGGCCGAGAGGCGGCGCCUGGAGGAGCAGAGGCUGCAGGCCCUGGAGAGGAGGCUCCUGGAGGAGGAGGCCGGGGAGCAGGAGGAGCGCAAGGAGCCAGGACUCGCGCCCGAGGUAGGGGCGAGGACCAGGCAGCUGGAAGCGGAGACGCAGCGGAGGGCCGAGCUGGGUGGCCCAGACGCGGAGCGCAAGGAGAGCGCCGAGAAGGAACUCCCGGAGGCAGAGGAGCAGCUGCGGCUGAGCGAAGAAGAGGCCCAGCGACUGGAGGCGCAGAGAGGGCGGGAGGAAGAGGACCAACGCGGGGCGGAGCUCAGAAGACAGGAGGAGGAGGGGAGGAGGCAGGAGGCUGAGAAGCUUCUGGAAGAGGAGGAGCGGGAGGCACAGAGAAAGCGGGCGGAAGAAGAGGCGGAGCGGUGCAGGCAGGAGCAGCUGGAGGCGCAGAGGCUGCGGGAGGAGGCGGAGCGGAGGCGGGAGGAGGAGGAGGAGGAGGAGCGGCAGAGGCAGCGGCUGCGGGAGGAGGAAGACCAGCGGGCUGCGGAGCAGCGAUGGCAGGAGGAGCUGGAGAGGCAGGAAGAGCACCGACGGCAGGCGGACCUGGAAGCGCAGACGAGGCCAGAAGCCGAGAAGAAGCCCCAGGACGCCCCGCCGAGACCAGAUGAAGACCAGCACGGAGGACAGGACGAGGCGAGGCCCAGGAAGCCCAGAGCAGGCUCCGAGGAGCCUGGCCUGGGGCCCCAGCCGGCGACGGAGCUGCGGGGCAAGCGGGGGCGCGCGCACGCUCCAGGGGACGACCGCCACGUGAGUCUGGAAACGAGGGAGGAGCCUAAGCCGGAAGCGGCCCUGACUCGAGAGGGGCACCUGGAAAAAAGGCCGGUUCGCGGGGAGCGGCAGGAAGUGGUCACCGCAGAAGCUGAGCGGAAGGUGGAGGAACUCAGGUGGCGGGAAGUGGACGAGAGGCAGACCAUGCCCAGGCCCUACACCUUCCAGGUGUCCUCUGGGGGGAAGCAAAUCCUCUUCCCCAAAGUCAACCUGAGCCCAGUGACUCCCGGGAAGGACGCGGGACUUGUGCCCGCGCCCCUUGAGCCUAAGACCCAGCAAGCCAGCCCGGCCCCUCCCGCACUGCCCUCGGCCCUGAGCAUCCCCCACACGGCCAUCCUGGUCACAGGGGCGCAGCUCUGCGGCCCAGCCGUCAACCUGAGCCAGAUCCAGGACACGGCCUGCAAGUCUCUGCUGGGCUUGUCAGAGGAGAAGCCCGUCGAGCUCCCCGCUGGGGAAAACCUGCCCAGAGCCCCCGGCGAACCCCGGGCGGGCGGAGGGAAGGCCAGGCCCCCGCAGGACGCGUCCAGCAGCGGCACGGCGCUGGCCGAGUGGGCUUCCAUUCGGUCCAGAAUCCUGAAGAAUGCCGAGAGCGAGCCGAGGCCCGGCGAGGAGCCCCCUCCCAGGGGCCGGUGUGAUUCCCGAGGAAACCUCCGGAAGACCCCUCCGGGCAAUGCCAAGUUCUCCAUCAUGCCCGCCUGGCAGAAGUUCUCCGAGGGCGGCCUGGAGACCGCCAAACAGAACGCAGAAGCAGCAGAAGGUGGUCGGAGGAGAUCAGGCCCAGGUCCCGCCGAAGAGACCGAGCCCCCGCCGGCCGCCCCCGCCCCUAUGGAGACUCCUGAGCCCUGGAAGAGCCCUGAGAAAGUGGGGGUGCCCCAGGAGCCCACGGACACCACCGAGGGAUGCAAGUUUGCCAAAGAUCUCCCAUCGUUCCUAGUUCCGAGCCUCCCUUCCCCUCCACACAGAGCCUUGACGCAGGCAGAGCCUGUGAGCACUUCGGAAAGUGAGUCCCCGAGUGCCACCAAGAAGUCAGACCACACGGGGCCAGGAGGGGAGGAAAAAGCCUCGCCCUUUGGAAUAAAGCUGAGGAGGACCAACUACUCCUUGCGCUUUCACUGUGACCAGCAGACGGAACAGAAGAAGAAGAAGAGGCACAGCUGCUCGGGGGAAAGUGCUGACGGGGGCCCGCCUGCCCCAGAGGGCACAAGCCCAAGUGCAGAGACAGGGACCGAAGGUGUGACCGUCAAGCGUGGCUCAUCCCUCGCCCAAGAGAGGAAGCAGACCCUGGCCACCAGAAAGGACUCUGCAGAACCCCCUUCUCAACACUGCCCACCUGCGGCCCUGCCAGGACCCCCACCAUCCAACGGCCAGAGCCCAGGUGCAGAGCACAACAAGGUAGCAAACAAAAUGCCCUUGUUGCAGAAACCAGCGCUGGCUCCCAAGCCCACCAGCCAGACCCCACCGUCCUCCCCACUCUCCAAAUUAAGCAGGCCCUACUUGGUGGAGCUGCUGGCCCGACGAGCAGCCAAGCCUGACCCGGAGCACAGCGAGAAGGCCCAGGAGAGCCAUGACACCCGGACACCCGUGACACCACCCCCCAGGGAAAGGAAGGGGCAGAAGAGGGGUGAAGAGGAAGAGGUUCCACAGAUAAGGAAGCCCUCUACCCCGGCUCUGCCCUCGGCCGGCCAAGAGAAGCCUUCCCAAACACCCGAGGCUGGGAAGAAAGAAAAGCCGGUACUUCAGAGCAGACACUCUUUAGAUGGCUCUAAGCUCACGGAGAGAGCGGAGGCCGCGCAGCCGCUGUGGAUCACGCUGGCGCUGCAGAAGCAGAAGGGCUUCCGGGAGCAGCAAGCCACGCGGGAGGAGAAGAAGCAAGCCAGAGAAGCCAAGCAGGCAGAGAGGCUCUCCAAGGACAGCGUCAGCGCCAGCUCUCAGGCUGAAAGCAGCAGCAGCAGAGCUGGUUCUCUGCACAGGUCCGCAGCUCUGGCAGCAGAAGAGAGGAAGCCCACCGAGACGGCAGUGGCGCGGCUGGAGCGCAGAGAGCAGCUGAAAAAGGCCAGCACUCUUCCUACGUCGGUGACAGUGGAGAUCUCGGAUUCCGCUCCCCACCCGCCCCUGGUAAAAGAAGUCCCGAAGAGGUUCUCCACGCCAGAUGCUGCCCCCGUGUCCACAGAGCCAGCCUGGUUGGCUUUGGCGAAGCGGAAAGCCAAGGCCUGGAGCGACUGCCCACAGAUUAUUAAGUAAAGAGGGGUUCCUCGUCCCUUCCUGUGGCCUGAUUUUGGCCCCUCUCUUGCCCUUUUUAUUUAUUUAUUUUUUUAGAUGAG
Molecule: messenger RNA, 4252 nt
Organism: Echinops telfairi (small Madagascar hedgehog)
Lineage: Eukaryota; Metazoa; Chordata; Mammalia; Afrosoricida; Tenrecidae
Gene: CRACD
Product: capping protein inhibiting regulator of actin dynamics
Exons: 11
Coding region: 390-4172 (1260 amino acids)
Biological process (GO): negative regulation of barbed-end actin filament capping; maintenance of gastrointestinal epithelium
Source: RefSeq, a predicted model, not a curated record